This is a messenger RNA of Miscanthus lutarioriparius, 2121 nucleotides long. The record is from the annotation of a GenBank genome assembly. Lineage: Eukaryota; Viridiplantae; Streptophyta; Magnoliopsida; Poales; Poaceae.
AUGGCGGCGAAGGGGAACACGGUGAACUGGAAGGAGCACCUGGGUAAGAGUAAAUACUCCUCGGGGUGUUCGCUGCAGCUUAGCGCGGCUGCAGCUACUCCUAUUGUUGCUACAGUACCGAGCAAAAAGGAAACAGCAGCCUUAGCGGCUGCUGGCUGUACCGAACACCCAACAACAAUGAUAGCUCGGCAAUCGACGACGAGGAGGAGAAUGGAGGUUCUACGAGCCGCCAAUGAUGGCUCUGCAAUCGACGACAUCACCCACAUCCUCAACAAGCUGCCUAUCGGGGUCGGUAGCGCCGGAUCCUGCAAUGAGGAGGCGCCGGGUGAGCGCCGUUCUGACGAACAAACGGCUGAAGACAGUGGAUUUAAAUGUUCAGAUUCCCGUGAUGAGAAGAUGACAGAUGUGGGCUCCCAAUGUUCAGAUGAGAAAAUGAGAGAAGAUGGUGGCUCGGAUCUAUUUGGUUCGGAAGACAUAGGAGAUGCUGAUUCAGACAUUAUCUACUUGGAAGGAUUCCCUAGUUUGGAUGAGAUGGAAGAUGAUAUCUGUGAUCAGAUGGAAGAUGCUAUGUGUGAACCAGAUUAUUCCGAUGAAGACACAGAAGAAGAUGAAGGAUCUGAACAGCACCAUGGCUUUGAUGAGAACACGGGGGAAGAUGAUGCAUGUGAACAGCCCCAGUGGAUGGAAGUAGAUGAUGGAAGCGCAGCCUUCAAGGAAAUAGAUGAAGCCUUCCUGUGCCCUGAGGACCGUGAGUGCAUUCUCAAGCUGGGACUAGGAACACAUGCGCAAUACAAGAAACCCAGCAUCGUGUCUUGGUAUGACUUCCCGGAGCUGCCUCACAACAGAAGCUACUACAGAUUCAGAAACAUCAUGCCUAUAGAGGUUGUGCAUGCAUCGAAUGAGAAUUCUGCAGAGUAUAACACUCAUGAAGAGAAAUCUGGGGGAAGCGACAUCAGUACCUUGUCUGGUCUCCUUGAUGACGCGGUUGAGGUGCAGUUUGAACGUGGAAUCGUGAGACACUGGGCAUGUAUAGAUUUUUCAUCUUUGAGCUAUAGAAAGUCACUCAAGCUUAUUGGUGCGGUUGUAGAUAUGUGUGUGACCAUUGGAAUGAAAUUUUUUCCGUUCCCACAAAUGUUGGCUCGGGUAAAACCUGCUACUUUGGAUGAUAUCGGAAAGACUCUGUUGGAUAUGAGCAAGAAGAUCUUCGAUUUCAUUACCGAACUUAAGGAAGAAGAAUCAGCAGUAUUUCUACUUGUGAUUUUGCCAGAUGAUCGACAAUAUGAUGAGAGAAUCAAAGAGCUGUGUGAUGCGAUCCUUAAUGUCACAUAUGAGCUUUGUUACCCAUAUUAUUAUAAAAUAAUUAAGUGGCCGCUGAAGAAAACUGCAUGCCAAAUAAGAUCUAAGGUUGUAAAGCGUGAUGUACGCCGUCGGCGAUUGGCCUUACCCCUUGUGUCAGAGGCCCCAAUGAUUAUUUUUGGUGCUGACUUGCUCCAUUGUAUGCCAGGAGAGGGCUCAGAGUCUAUUGCAACUGUUGCGGCCUCACUGGAUUGGCCAAAAUUCAGAAAGUAUUUUGUUAUGGAAUCAUACCAACCAUAUGGUGAAGGGAUCAUAAAAGACCUGCAUAAUAGCAAUGGUGGCAUUAUGAUCGAUUUUUUUAAUUCCUUCUACAAGAGAAUAAAGCAAAACCCUCAGAAGAUAAUCUUCUUCAGGAAUGGAUUAGAGCGGGGUCAAUUCGGCCCCAUUUGCCAGCAAGAAAUAGAUGAUAUAAAACGGGCUUGUGCCUUUUUCAACGACAGAUAUCAACCACAACUCACAUAUGUGGUUGUGCUGCCUACUCCUAUUGAGAUGAUUGGGAUGACCGACAAAAGCAAGGACAUUCUUCCUGGAACUGAGGCUGACCCUACAAAGUUUAAGUUCUGGUGCUGCCAUCGUGGUCAGAAAAACUUCUCAGCCUCCUUGGUUUGUUAUCAUGUUGUUCACGACGACAACAAUUUUCCAGCUCAUGAACUUCAGUCUUUAACCUCAAAGCUUUGCACCUUUAGGCACCUGACCAACAUGUGUUGCCAAAUACAGACGUCAUCGUUGGGCCAGCCCAGAAAUAUGUCUUGUAUUUUUCUUUAA